AUGGAGCAGGGGCGGGCCAAUGCCAAGUUGGCGUCGGAUCGAGUUAUUGUCGAGAACUUCUUUGGUAGACUCAAGAUGCUGUGGGGUAUUGUGUCGGACAAGUACACGUGGAAGAAGGAUGAGUGCAAUAUGUACUUCCAGACGUGUGUUGCCCUAACCAAUGCCCAUGUUCGUUUCAAUCCAUUGUGGAAUGUGGAUGGCGAGGGCUACAAUCAGUACAAGAACCAUUUGCUUUCCAUUGGAAGCAAAAUCAAGACGAGGAACUUGUUCUCCAAGACGAAGUAUCAUGAGAACCGUCAGGCUCGUAUUCAGGCUGUACUGGGUCGUGCGAACUCGGUUUACACCAGCGAGGACUACGACAUUGGCUAUGACGAGGAAGACGAUAUUUUAGAUUAA
Messenger RNA from Aphanomyces invadans, 396 nucleotides. RefSeq lists its product as hypothetical. Lineage: Eukaryota; Oomycota; Saprolegniomycetes; Saprolegniales; Verrucalvaceae. The record is from RefSeq and is a predicted model, not a curated record. The coding region runs from base 1 to 396 and encodes 131 amino acids. The transcript has a single exon.